Molecule: messenger RNA, 3119 nt
Organism: Carica papaya (papaya)
Lineage: Eukaryota; Viridiplantae; Streptophyta; Magnoliopsida; Brassicales; Caricaceae
Source: RefSeq, a predicted model, not a curated record
UAAACAUCACAUUCUCGAUAGUUCCGUAGUAUAGUUUUGUUUUCGACCUCAUAAAGUAUAAGAAAAAAUGAACUGCAUAUUUCCUUUAUUCUUUCUUUCCUUUUUUUUUCCCUUCAAUUUUUUUUCUACGACUUUCUUCGGAAACUUGACAAACGACAUCGUACGGUACCAGAAGGUUUUUCCCGGAAAAUAUUGACCUUUCUUAGUAGAUCCUGAUAAGAGCCACAAAGGGAGGGGACCAAACCCUAUGAGAGAGGGGACCAGGGCUUCCAUUAAAUAUGGCUCCCGUUGUUUUUUACAAAUUUUUUUAGCACAAACAAUUAUUUAUCUUGGUUCUUUUUCGGAAAGAGACUGAAAAAGUAGCUAGAAUUUUUUUUUUAAUGGUAGAUUUUGAUGUUCAGCGAUAAUGAACAUUUGUUUUAAUAGUAUGCUGGAGCCGUAGCAUUUAUGAGUGUGUUGGAUGGGUUUUUAAUGUUUUUUAUUAGUUUGGAGUUUGUUGACCCAAUCUUUUGGUGACUGCAAGAACGGGUGGGGUUUGUUGCAGUAAGAAUUUGUGGUCUAUCAUGCGGGCUCUUGAACAGUUGUUGAUUAGUCGCUGUGGGUCUUAUUCAAGGGCCUACUUCUUCUGGGUUGCUCGAUAUAAUGAAUGUGAAUUAUUGGAGCUGAGACGGCAGUGAAAGGAAGAGAGGACGUUUUAAAUUUUAACACGGGAUAUCAAAACGUGAGAUAUUGCUGUUGAAUAUGUUACUGCUUCGUGAGAAUUAUUGGAGAGAGAGAGAGAGGGAGAUAUAUAGGCCAUGAUAAAGGUUGGAAAGGACAUUUGGGAAAUAGUUAUAACGGGGUGGUGAAUUUUGGAUGGUUUUGAUGAACGAUGGUAAACUUUUUUAGGAAGUUGGCAGGUAUCAUUUUGAAUAAGAUGUUAGCUUCUUACUCACAGUGGAGGCAAAAGAAACUUUGCUUGGAUAUCCUGAGAUUAUUACUUCAUUUGUGUGAAAUUUGGAUAACCUCAAGUUGUUUGAAAUUUUUACUUCACUGCCCUAUUAAUUUCACUCGUUCAGUUGAAUCCGUGAUUACCUUUUUAUCUUUUCAUAAGUGGAGUUGGGUGAAUUUAAACAUUAUCUCUGCUGAGUUUCUUGCAUAAAUCAUUUCUGUGAAGGUGAUUAAAGAUCUACUUCAUAACUGUUUAUCAGACAAAGAGAUGCGGACUUGCUGGUAAUUUGAGAUUUGAAGGUGAGGAUUUUGUGCUGGUUGCUUGUGCAUUAAUAACAUGAGGAGUUUGUAACGUAAUCUAUGAGUUCUUGCUCUUUGAUGGAGUGGAAUUCGAAAACACCCUUGCAGUGGGACUGGGAAAACUUAAUCAUGUUGAAUGCAACAACAACUGAAAUUCCUAGAAAGUUGCAACCAACAGAGUGGGAAAUUGAUGGAGAGGGAGGAAUCAAUUCUGGAUCUCUAUAUUCUUCUGGGGGUGGUGGAGGGAGCGGAGGUUCUGGCUCUGAUCUGGGGUUUGCUGCUUUGUCAAAGAGCUCAAAAUCUACUUCUAUCAAUUCUUCAUCAAUUGUUGAAGUGAAAACAUCUAAACUUACUCUGGAGGCCCGUGAAGGUUUUACAGAAGAUUUUAGCAGUAAGAAAGAACAUGACAAGACCGAGGUAACUGGUACUUCUCCGACCCUCGAGGCUUCUGUAGGCUCCGGUGAGCCAUUGCUGGGUCUAAAGCUUGGUAAGAGAACAUAUUUUGAAGAUGUUUGUGCUGGAAAUAAUGCUAAGGCUGCGACUUUAUCUGUCACUCCUGCAUCUUCUGUCACUCCAUUGAAGAGAUCCAAAUCCAAUUCUCAGAAUUUACAGUCUCCCCGCUGCCAAGUUGAAGGCUGUAACCAGGACCUUUCUUCAGCUAAGGACUAUCAUCGCAAACAUAGAGUUUGUGAAAGCCAUUCAAAAUGCCCUAAGGUCAUUGUAGCUGGUCAUGAACGUCGGUUUUGCCAGCAGUGUAGCAGGUUCCACGGUCUGUCUGAGUUUGAUGAAAAGAAGCGCAGCUGUCGCAGGCGUCUUUCUGAUCACAAUGCAAGGCGUAGAAAGCCACCGCCAGAAGCAGUCCAAUUAAAUGCAGCUAGGAUUUGUGAUGGGAAGCAACAGAUGAGUCUUGUUUGGAAUAGAUUUCCCUUUGUUCACUCAAGGGCUGAGGAAAAAUUUGCUUGGGAAGGCACCUGUGGUUCAAAGUCAAUGCAAACGAAAGGGUUUAUAUUAAACCCUGGGAAAGUUGGUGGGAUUGAUGGCCAACUGAAUUUCCACAACCAGUUGCCUAAUGCAAUCACUACACAUGAUGAUGCCAAUGGCUUUUUACCACCAAAGACCCGAGGCACUACAGCUGAGUUCCUCAACCAAGAUGUUGAAGAAUUUGCGGUCUCUUCCAAUCUGGGCGUGACACAAGAAUUUCAUCGUGCUCUCUCUCUUCUGUCAACAACUUCUUGGGGUUCAUGUGAACCAAAACAAGUUUCACUGGACCACCCACAGAAUAAUAUUCCUCAACCUGCCAUGCAAGCAAUUUCUCAAGCUCUUCCUUGCACCUCAUCUGAGUACUGGCGAGCAGAGCAACAGUCUGUUGAACCUCAGGUGCAUUCACUGAGUUCACAUGGUGAUCGCAACAAUCACUUUCAGGAGUUUCGCUUGCUCAGAGCACCAUAUGAAAGUGAUUUUUAUUCCAAUCAAUUAAACUGACUGCUCACUUUGAUCAACUGUGUUCAGCUUCGGAGGUUGUAAGCUAAGGUGGGUUAAUUAGUUUUUGUUUGGCGCCUAGUUAGUUAUAGUUGUUUCCUCCCCCCAGGGCUUUAUUUUUUUGUUGAGGGGGAAAGACUGUUGGUUGCAGGCUGCUAUUUUAGUGGUUCAAAGUGUCUGGCUGGUCUCCCUAGGACUUCCCACUGGUGAGUGACAGUCUCACCAUUGAUGAUCACUUCCAAUAUCAUGAUUUUAACUCAUUGGUAUUGUUAAAUUGCUAGCAAUAUGACCGGAAGAUUGUUAUUGUAUUGACUUCAAAACAUGUAGCGGAGGUGAUGACUGUGAAUUGUUUAUGAUGCUGUGUGGAACUUAUUCUUAAUCUUACAUUUUAUUGGAAGAUAUUAAAGACU